GCUGCUGCUGCUGCCGUCGCUUCGGGCCGCCCGAAGGCCUGGUUUGUGAGGGUGCGCCGAGCCAGGUGGCGUCCGCCCAGCUUCAGGAACUGAGUCCCUCACCCCACCCUGGCCAGACCGCCUCCCAGCUGGAGAUAAAUGACCCGUAUCUUCCGGGCCGGCCCGGAGCAGGAGCUGGAGGAUGGCAAAGGAGGGACUAACUAAACUCCGACCUGGCUUGUCCCCCUCCCCUGUCACCAUGAAGCUGCUGAACCCAGCCCUCCCCAGCUGCCUCCUGCUGGCUCUGCUUGGCGUGUGGACAGCUGCUCCUGAGGCUCACGCUGUGUCCGUGGGGACACCCGCCAUCAGCGCAGCCUCUUUCUUGCAGAACCUCAUGCAUCGCUACGGGGAGGGCGACAGCCUCACCCUGCAGCAGCUGAAGGCCCUGCUCAACCACCUGGACGUGGGAGUGGGCCGGGACAACGUCUCCCGGUCCGUGCAGGGACCGAGGAACCUCUCGACGUGCUUCAGUUCUGGAGACCUCUUUGCUGCCCACAACCUCAGCGACCAGUUGCGGAUUGGGGAGCGUGAGUUCCAGGAGUUCUGCCCCACCAUCCUCCAGCAGCUGGACUCCCGGGCCUGCUCCUCCGAGAACCAGGAGAAUGAGGAGAACGAGCAGACAGAAGAGGGGAGGCCCAGCUCAGUUGAAGUCUGGGGGUACGGUCUCCUCUGUGUGACCAUCAUCUCCCUCUGCUCCCUGAUGGGGGCCAGCGUGGUGCCCUUCAUGAAGAAGACUUUUUACAAGAGGCUGCUGCUCUACUUCAUAGCUCUGGCGAUUGGAACCCUCUACUCCAACGCCCUCUUCCAGCUCAUCCCCGAGGCUUUUGGUUUCAACCCUCUGGAAGAUUAUUAUGUCUCCAAGUCUGCAGUGGUGUUUGGGGGCUUUUAUCUCUUCUUUUUCACAGAGAAGGUCUUGAAGAUGCUUCUUAAGCAGAAAAAUGAGCAUCACCACGGACACAGCCAUUAUGCCUCUGAGACGCUCCCUUCCCAGAAGGACCAGGAGGAGGGGGUGACGGAGAAGCUGCAGAACGGGGACCUGGACCACAUGAUCCCUCAGCGCUGCAGUGGCGAGCUGGAUGGGAAGGCCCCUGUGAUGGACGAGAAGGUCAUCGUGGGCUCCCUCUCUGUCCAGGACAUGCAGGCUUCCCAGAGCGCCUGCUACUGGCUGAAAGGUGUCCGCUACUCUGACAUCGGCACGCUGGCCUGGAUGAUCACCCUGAGUGACGGCCUCCAUAAUUUCAUCGAUGGCCUGGCUAUUGGCGCCUCCUUCACCGUGUCCGUCUUCCAAGGCAUCAGCACCUCGGUGGCCAUCCUCUGCGAGGAGUUCCCACACGAGCUAGGAGACUUUGUCAUCCUGCUCAAUGCCGGCAUGAGUAUCCAGCAGGCUCUCUUCUUCAACUUCCUCUCUGCCUGCUGCUGUUACGUGGGCCUGGCCUUCGGCAUCUUAGCUGGCAGCCACUUCUCUGCCAACUGGAUCUUUGCCCUGGCUGGAGGAAUGUUCUUGUAUAUUUCUCUGGCUGAUAUGUUCCCUGAGAUGAACGAGGUCUGCCAAGAGGAUGAAAGGAAGGGCAGUGUCUUGAUCCCCUUUGUCAUCCAGAACCUGGGCCUCUUGACUGGUUUCAGCAUCAUGCUGGUCCUCACGAUGUAUUCGGGACAGAUCCAGAUCGGGUAGGGCCCUGCCAGGAGCCGGCGGAUUGGCGGUCUGGCCCUUGGCUGCCGAUCCGAGGCCCAAGGACUCCUCAUCCAGGAAGCACCUCGGAAGAGGCAGUUCUAUUAAAAACGGUGACAUGGAGACUGUAUUCCUGCAUUCAACAAAUGUUAGCUGUUUUUAAAAUGCUGUAUCCUAGGAAUAAGCUGCCCUGGUAACCAGCCUCUAGGUAGUGCCUCUCUCCCUUUCCUCUUCUUCCUCAGAGUGAUUCUGGAACUGAAUGCAGCUUAAAAGACAAGACUGACUUUUUUCUCUGGUUGCCCUGGCCUCUUUCUCUUCCAACCAGCACUGAGACAUUUUGAAUCCUUUGCCCGACAAUGCAGAAAGAUAGCCAGGGCCCACAACUUGGUUCGAAAUAUCAGGAGGUGAAUCUAUAGUUUGGGGCCCAUAAAUCCAAAUGUGUUUCCUCGGCCUCAAGGUGACCCAUUUUUAAGCGAAUCCGCCUAUUUUUACAGAGAAGGUGUAGAAGACAGGAAUCCCUCUUAUUUUUUUCAAAAUCUGUUCAGUUGCCUAAUUCUUUCAAAGAGAACUGAAAGCUGGAAGCAGAUGAAUAGGGUGGGAGGGAGAGGCAAGGAUCACCCUGAGAUGGGGGGGGGGGUGUCUUGUCAGGAUGGUUACCUGUUCCCACGGGGAUGCUUGGCACCGGUUCUGCACCUGGUGUUUCAUGGCCGUCCAGGUGAGCCAGCAGGUAGGUCCUGUUGCCUGAACCCCCCCCCUCCUUUUGGACGAACACUGGCAGGCUGGAGGGCAGAGAAGAGAGACCUGUGAGAAAUCCGUUGGCUUUGCUGUGAUUUCCACCCCCUUUCCCCCACCCCCCCCCAUCUCCUGGGAGACUCCCUGGAAGCACAUGCUAAGCACAUUGACAAUGCCCGUGUCACAGGGCAGACGGCACAGAUUUACCUCCCUGGUCAACAGUUGUGCCGACAGGUGGCAAGCUGACAUACAGAACUGGAGUGCAGCUUGUGGUCUUCUUGACAAGGGUAAUCAGAAAUGGAAUCAGUGCAGCCAACAUUUGGGGUUUACUAAUUUCCAUAAGUAACAGUGAUAGAACUCUGAGAUGGAAGGUCCAGAGCUUGGAUUGGGGACAUCCCUGGGGUUUGCAGAAUAGAGGACCCGUGGGUUCUGCUGCACCGUCUGGGGUUCCCCCUUCCUCCCCCACCCCACACGAGCAAGGGCGAAUCCUGUAUUGAACCGAACAGGAAUUGCUCUAACUCUCUUCAGAAAAACGGGUUGAUAGGCUUGUGUGUGAGACCGUAGGCCAGCCGCCGGCUCUGUGGAGCCCUCUCCUCAGAGCUCUGGCUUCGAGGGGAGCUAAUCUCCAGGUUCACUAGGUGAAUUGCUUUAUUAUUAUCAUAUUGAUAACGUGAGAUUCUUUAGCCACUCUGGGGAGCCGACCUCUCCGGAAGCCUUCCUCAGCGGUGCCCGCAGUCGCAGCCCAGGGGCUGUGUGCGCGAACUGACUUGUGCACGUGGCUGACGAGUCCUGGUCCGUCGCCACCACCCGUGAGUUUUUCCGUUCUGACAGGAAAACGUUCCAUUCUAUGGUGGUUAAAAGCAGCAUCUACCCUGGCUUUUUGCCCCACCCCGCCAACCCCCGCCCCCCACCCCGCCCCACCGCCUUGGGAGACAUCCGUCAAACCAGGACUGUUCUUGAAAAGAACAUGUGGGAAGACCACUGGUGAUGCUUUAUAAGUUUCUCUCAUCUUGCCUAUUGACUUUGAUAGAUUUGAGAAUGGGCAGAAGAAGGAAAAGUCAGCUCUCACGAUUCUAGAUGAACUAUCAAGACAGACUCCUGGUAGGGUUACGGUCCAGUCUUUACCAAAGAACCAAUUCCUUGAAUGUUGGAAUCUAACUUUUUAUAUUGUCAUUAUUAUUGUCAUUGUGACUGUUUUAAGACGAUUCUUUGUCUUUUCUGUUUGAUUUCCCUCAAACCGCUUUCAGGAGCUAGCAGGAAAUAACACUCAAACCUUAGGACUUCAGAAGAUUUUGCUUCCCUUAAUUCACAUGGAUGUAUUAAAUUUAUAACUUUAGCAUCCCCUAUAGAUUCCUUACAAAUACUGUUAUUCUUGGAGUAGAAUCCUAGGUAAGAGUUAGUGGGUUUCUAGUUUUAGGAGAAGAGCUCAAAAAUGUAACCUUGAGGGGCUUCCCUGGUGGCCAGUGGUUGGGAGUCCGCCUGACGAUGCAGGGGACACGGGUUCGUGCCCCGGUCCGGGAGGAUCCCACAUGCCGCGGAGCGGCUGGGCCCGUGAGCCAUGGCCGCUGCGCCUGCGCGUCCGGAGCCCGUGCUCCGCAA
Molecule: messenger RNA, 4039 nt
Organism: Kogia breviceps (pygmy sperm whale)
Lineage: Eukaryota; Metazoa; Chordata; Mammalia; Artiodactyla; Physeteridae
Source: RefSeq, a predicted model, not a curated record